CUGCUUUGCACAAAAAUGUCUUUCAUGGACUGACUCUGAAAUGCUCCAAACGGACAUUCGGUACACGAAACUGCGAUGGCUUCUGACUGUCUUAGGGCUUUUACUAUACUUCGUAGAUAUCUGGACAGACGUGGGACUGUCUCUGAAGUACCUUCUGGAUGAACAAUACAUAUGCUCGGCAUUGACGUUCUCCUUCGUCCUGUUCGGGCUGCUGGUCACUCAAAUUUUUAGCCAUGCCUGGUAUGAGGACGACAUCAAAGAUGCAGUGGUCAACCCCCGAGGGGAAGCCGCAGUAUGGGGAAUUUCCAGCCGAAGGCUUAUGGUCAUCCACGUGUGUGGUGUGGGAAUUUUCACCAGGUACUACCACCUACUCAAAAAUAGCUUUGGAGUGGUCUGGAUCUCGAAUGAUUCCCUCGAUAAGGCCGAGAGAAGAGAAGUGCACUACCGCCUGUUUUGCCACGCCACCGACCUGAGUAUGCUCAAACUCUUCGAGGCGUUCUUGGAGAGCGCACCCCAACUUCUCCUGCAGAUCUACAUCAUACAGGACCACGGCGAGGCUUCGCUUGUGCAGUAUUUUUCUAUGAUCUUCUCCUUUUUCAACAUCAGCUGGGCCCUGGUGGACUACCGCCGCUGCCUCCGCCGGUCACUCCCACACAUCCAGGAGAUGCCCUCUGGCCUACCCACCGCCAUUUACCUCCUCUACAAACUCUGCACCAUAGGCAGCCACAUCCUCAGCUACAGUCUCCUUCUGGUACUCAACCCUUACUGUGUGAUAGCCUUAGUGGCUUUUUUGUGGCUGCUGGGGACUUUGUGGUCACACGUACUCGGUACCCACUUCUGCACCACCAGAAGACACGAGAUAGUCUACCGCAUCGUGGUUGGGUUCAUACUCACAAACACCUUUUUUAACGUUAAAGGAAAGGACACCAAAAGAGACAUGGCUGUGUAUUAUAUCGUCUACUCGUUCAUUAACAUGACGUCGCCAUUGCUUUUGGGUUUUCUAAAACCUGAAGUGCAGAAAGAAAUGUUCUUCCUGGUGAUCAGCGGGUUCAUUAUCGGCGGCACCGUGCUAGGGAUGGUCUUCCUUUUGUCUUACUACGGGUACAUGCACCCGAGGGAGAAGAAACGCGAAGCUGACGAGGUAGAUGGAAUUGGAAAUAAUAUCGUGAAAACAAGCAGGAUGAGCAAGUUUCUGCAGCCUUGACAGAUGUAUCGUGAAGACAGCGGACAUGCUACGUCAAGGACGGGUUGACGCAGACCUGGCUCCAGUCCAGAAUGAGGGCGGACAUGCUUGAAGUAAAAAUGAAUGCACAACAAAUACAGUGAGUAUAAAAUGGAAUGGGUGACAUUUCACAACUUUUGCUAUAGCGGGUCUAAGAAGGCCAUUUCACAACCUUGACUGAUAUUCUUGAACGGAAAAGACUCCGUCAAGACAGCGGACAUGUCUCAAAGAUGGCCAGUGUUCUGUCAAAUUUUGCACGCCAUCAGAAAUUGCAACUUUGCAGUUUUGCGCAUGCGCGUAAUGUUAACAAUGGCCGCGAAUGUAGCAGUUUCAAAGUAAACACUACAAACAGUCUUUACAGAAAGGAAUUUUUACUUACGUUUGAUCAUGGACGCACAUGUACAGUGGUAUGAAAAAGUAUCUGCACCUUUUGGAAUUUCUCACAUUUCUGCAUAAAAUCACCAUCAAAUGUGAUCUUAUCUUUGUCAAAAUCACACAGAUGAAAAAACAGUGUCUGCUUUAACUAAAACCCCCCAAACAUUUAUAGGUUUUCAUAUUUUAAUGAGGAUAGCACACAAACAAUGACAGAAGGGAGGAAAAAUAAGUAAGUUAACCCUGUGCCUAAGGAGACAUAAGAGCAAUUGAAACCUAUUUUUACCAAACAAUUUAUGUCAGGUGUGUGCCUAAUCACUAAUGAGUGGUUUAAAGCUGCCCUGCCCACUAUAAAACUCACACCUGCUAAGAAUUGUCUUGAUGAGAAGAUUUGUCUGAUGUGCAUCUUGGCUCGGUCAAAAGAGCUGUCUAAAGACCGGCGAUCAAGGAUUACUGAUUUGUAUAAAGCUGGGAAAGGAUACAAAACCAUCUCUAAAAGUCGGGAUGUCCAUCAAUCAACAGUCAGAGAAGUUGUCUACAAAUGGAGUUUGGCACUGUUGCUUCUCUCUUAAGGAGUGGCCGUCCACCAAAGAUGACGCCAAGAGUUCAGCGCAGAAUACUCAGAGAGGUAAAAAGAACCCUAGAGUGUCUGCUAAAGACUUACAGAAAUCACUGGCACAGUCCAAUAUCUCUGUGCACACAUCAACCAUCUGUACAACUAUGGCCAAGGAUGGUGUUCAUGGGAGGACUCCACAAAGGAAGCCACUGCUGUCUAAAUAAACAUUGUUGCUCGUUUAAUGUUCGCAAAAAGGAAGUUGGACACUGCACAGAAGUUUUUCCUCCAUAUGAAAAGCUCACCAACAUCAGCACAUCAUCCCCACUGUGAAGCAUGGUGGAGGGAGUAUCAUGAUUUGGGGCUGUUUUGCUACCUCAGGGCCUGGACAACUUGCAAUCAUUAAUGUAAGAAUGAAUUCAAAUAUUUAUCAGGAUGUUUCGCAGGAAAACCAUCUGUCAAACAGUUGAAACUAAAAUGAGGGGUGGAUGCUGGAACAAGAAAAUGAUCCAAAACUCAGAAGUAAAUAAACUCCAGAAUGGUUUCAGAAGAACAAAAUACACAUUCUGGGGUGGCCAAGUCAAAGUCCAGACUCGAACCCCAUUAAGAUGCUGUGGCAUGACCUAAAGACAACGAUUCAUGCUAGAAAUCCCGGGAAUCGAACUGAACUACAGCAGUUCUGUGGAGAAGAAUGGGCCAAGAUUAGUCCUGAUUGAUGUGCCAGACUGAUCUGCAGCUACAGGAAGCGUC
This is a messenger RNA of Corythoichthys intestinalis (scribbled pipefish), 2897 nucleotides long. RefSeq names its product XK, Kell blood group complex subunit-related family, member 9 (gene xkr9). Gene Ontology annotation, cellular component: plasma membrane. The record is from RefSeq and is a predicted model, not a curated record. The transcript has 3 exons. Bases 41 to 1204 code for a protein of 387 amino acids. NCBI's taxonomy places the organism in Eukaryota, Metazoa, Chordata, Actinopteri, Syngnathiformes, Syngnathidae. Gene Ontology annotation, biological process: phosphatidylserine exposure on apoptotic cell surface; apoptotic process involved in development; engulfment of apoptotic cell.